CAAUACCAGGCCACCGUACCAGCCUACCAGGUCGAAAUUGUCUGCUAAUUUCCUUUGGCGGGAACUCGUUUUGAACUAAAAAUGGCAGCAACUUUAGGUGCAUUUUCCCGUAUUUUCCAUCAGAAAUGUAGGAUCCUCAGCAUCAGUGCCAUUAGACCUGGUUUUCUUGGUGGAAGUGAGCAUCAGUGGUUGCCAUGGAAACAGGACACCAAGCAGUUUUCUAAUGACCUCCCAGCCAAGCCCAAGAGACCUCUUACCACCUUUUUCCUGUUUUCUACUGAGCAAAGGCCCAAACUUACGGCAAUGGAACCAAAUCUCAGUGUUACUGACCUUUCAAAGAAAAUAGCUGCAAUGUGGAAGGAUUUACCAGAAGAUGAGAAAGAGGUUUAUAGGUUAGAAUUUGAGUCAAGAAGAGAAAAAUAUAUGGAAGAGAUGGAGGAAUAUAGAUCAAGACUAACAGACGAACAGCUCGAGACUGUGACUGAGAUAGGCAGAAAGAAGCGAGAAAUGAGAGCAAAACGUCGGCAUAAAAUGGAAAUGAAGAAAUUGAACAAGCCGAAGAAGCCUCCUACGGGAUAUUCUUUGUUUAUCAGAGCACAUUUCAACCAACAGAUGGUCGGUGGAAGAACGAGAGAGGAAGUUCAGGCUCAAUUCAGAGAGGCAGCGUCAAUAUGGCGGUCAUUACCAGAAGACGAGAAACAGCAAUACAAUGAAGAAGCCUCCCUGCUGACAGAGACAUACAGAGAGGAGAUGGAUGAAUGGAAGAGGAAAAUGGAGGAAGAUGGCAUCGCAACUUAGCCUUUCUGUUUCUUUCCAACUCCAAAGAAGACAAAUUUUGCUCUUCAAGGAAUAUUUACAUGCAUAUGUCUGAUGAACGGACAUGUGCUUUUUAUACCUUUGCCAAUGAAUGAUGUUUGUCUUUUGUUAGGUGUGCCUCUUUUUCAAGGACACACACUCUGACAAGAUUGAUACGUGAGCUUUUGCACUGCUACUGCAGAACAAAUUCUAAAACUAAAGGUAAAGGUAUUGAAAAUGCCCAUCAAAUGACAAUGAACAGGUGGGAGGCCUUUGUCGAAAAUUUGUGAACCAGAACAGCAGUUUGUGCGAAGUUUCGGAGCUGACAAAGAUUUCAGUUAAAUCGUUUGUCCAGAGUCCAGGGGGGCGUUUCAUGAAAGAACUUGUCGGACGUUUUAUCCGAC
This is a messenger RNA of Lytechinus variegatus (green sea urchin), 1199 nucleotides long. RefSeq names its product transcription factor A, mitochondrial-like (gene tfam). NCBI's taxonomy places the organism in Eukaryota, Metazoa, Echinodermata, Echinoidea, Temnopleuroida, Toxopneustidae. Gene Ontology annotation, molecular function: DNA binding, bending. The transcript is spliced from 7 exons. The record is from RefSeq and is a predicted model, not a curated record. Bases 82 to 798 code for a protein of 238 amino acids.